Macrobrachium nipponense is the source of this 603-nucleotide messenger RNA. RefSeq lists its product as uncharacterized. Lineage: Eukaryota; Metazoa; Arthropoda; Malacostraca; Decapoda; Palaemonidae. Bases 1 to 603 code for a protein of 200 amino acids. The record is from RefSeq and is a predicted model, not a curated record. The transcript is spliced from 2 exons.
AUGAAAGGAAGCCCCGGAGAACUGAAAGAUCAGAGUCAGAGAAGCACCCCAGGAGAACUGAAAGGAUUCAGAGAAGCCUCAGGAGAACUGAAAGUAUUCAGAGAAGCCCCAGGAGAACUGAAAGGAUUCAGAGAAGCCUUAGGAGAACUGAAAGUAUUCAGAGAAGCCCCAGGAGAACUGAAAGGAUUCAGAGAAGCCCCAGGAGAACUGAAAGGAUUCAGAGAAGCCUCAGGAGAACUGAAAGGAUUCAGAGAAACCUCAGGAGAACUGAAAGGAUUCAGAGAAGCCCUGAGAGAAUUGGAAGGAUGGGCAGAUUACUCAUCUUCAGACGAAGCUGAUGAUGUAAAAAAAAAAAAAAAAACUGAAAAUGAGCAAGACAAUAGUGUUAUGUUAUGUGACACGCAACCUCAAAAUGUUAAUAAUGAAGACGAGGAACAGUGCACGAUUAUAUCGUCAGAUAAUGAUGAACACAUCAAUGCAGACCAUAGUGUUAUAAUAUGUGACACACAGCCUCAAAAUGUUAAUAAUGAUGCCGAGGAACAGUGCAUAAUUAUAUGGUCAAAUAGUGACGAACACAUCGAUUCAGAUGUUACACAUCAAUGA